Messenger RNA from Polychytrium aggregatum, 1737 nucleotides. RefSeq names its product pre-mRNA processing factor 3-domain-containing protein. Lineage: Eukaryota; Fungi; Chytridiomycota; Chytridiomycetes; Polychytriales. Gene Ontology annotation, cellular component: U4/U6 x U5 tri-snRNP complex. The transcript has 6 exons. The coding region runs from base 1 to 1737 and encodes 578 amino acids. Gene Ontology annotation, biological process: mRNA splicing, via spliceosome. The record is from RefSeq and is a predicted model, not a curated record.
AUGUCGGAUAACAACAAGCGCCAAGGCGACCUCGACGGCGAUCGGUCUGCCGCCAAAAAGCCCAAGCUCGACACCCUAGAUCAGAUCCAGCAGGCCCGAAAUGAGAUCCAGGCCAAGCUUGCGGCCAUCAAAAAAAUGGCUGGCCAGGGUGCAGCACAACCCGGCAGCGAGGCACCCUCUGCACCUCUCUUGGGGCAGACCGGCAGCGCAGCAGCAGCAUUGCCGACGCCGCUGUCAGCAUCAGCGCCAUUGUCUACACCGUCGACAUCGACAUCGACAUCGUCGCUGCCGGGGGGCAUGACGGAUGUAGCCAGGAAAAUCGAGGAGGCCAAAGCUCGACUCAAAGCGACCAUUGCGGCAUCGUCGCAGGCCAGCAUUCUGUCGCCGGCCCCGCCCGCCGACAAAAGCAAGAGCGGCCUGAACUUCCAGCUCCCCGACUUUAACGACCCAUCGGCGAUGCCCAAACCCAUCUUUGCGACCACCAAGGCCAACAUGCGCAUGAUGGAGAAGAAGGCCGAAAAGGCCGCCGCGGUGGCUGCAGAGAAAAAGGAGAUCAAGCUCUUGCCCCCACCGAGCAAGGAAGAAGUGUUUGAUGUAUCCUAUUUUGACGAGAAGCUGGCUGUGGCAUCGUCGCUGGCUCCGCGACCACGACCGUCUCGAUCGCUGCGGUUUGCGCAAAAGGGCAAGUUUAUCGAGCAGGCCAACCAGAUGCGGGCCCAGGCCCAGCUCGAACAGCUCAAGAAGCAGAUCGCCGAAACAGUUAAAAAGACAGGCAUGGACGAGAACCUGGAUCUUGUCUCUGACGCCGCGAUUCGAAAAGAGCCCCCGCCGGAAGUGGAAUGGUGGGAUGUCCAGCUUGUCCCUAAUGUCAGCUACGACGAGUUUGAUCCCAGCACGGACUUUAACGAUGAGGAGGAUCCGCCAAUUACCGAGCUUGUCCAGCAUCCGAUUCCCAUCCCGCCUCCUGCCGAGCCGGAUGCACCCGCACCGCGUCCUAUGAUGCUCACGGCCAAGGAAAGGAAAAAGCUGCGACGACAGCGUCGACUCGAAGCCCAGCGCGAGAAGCGCGAUAAGAUCCGACUCGGACUGCUGCCACCAGACCAACCCAAGGUCAAGAUAUCCAAUUUGAUGAGGGUCCUGGGCACCGAGGCCGUGCAAGACCCCACUAAAGUCGAGGCUUAUGUGCGAAAGCAAGUGGCCGAUCGCCAACUGGCCCACAAACAGCAUAACGAGGCCACAAAACUCUCGGAGGAGGCCCGGCGCGACAAGAAGGAGAAGAAGAUGGCCGAGGACACGAGCAAGUUUGUCCAUGUUGCGGUGUUCAAGGUCGUGGAUCUGGGCUGCAAACUACAUAUCACCAAGAUCGACAAGAAUGCCGAGCAAAACAAGCUGACGGGAGUAUGCAUCAUACAUCAAGGUCUGAACCUUGUCAUUGUCGAGGGCGGCCCCAAGGGAAUCAAGCGAUACAAGAAGCUGAUGCUGCGCCGCAUGGACUGGUCCGAAACCAGCCAAGACCGCGAGCGAGAAGACGACGACGACGCAGGCUCGGAUGCCGAGGGCGACGACAAGCAAAACGGCUGCCAGUUGGUGUGGGAGGGGCAGGUCAAGGACAGGGUGUUCAAGGGAUUCCGUAUCCGGCCCUUCCCGACCGACUUUAUGGUCCGGGAGUUUCUCGAACGGUUUGGAGUGGUGCACUACUGGGAGACAGCCAAGAACCUGGUCGAAGUAGGCGCUUAG